CUCCCCAUCUGUCUCUCGCCCUCUCUCCCUCUGUCUCUCCCUUACUCCCUCUGUCUCUCCCUCUCUCCCCUCUAUCAACCUCUCCCCCCAGGUGGAGCCUGCCGCUGCUGAAGGUCGGCUCGUCAGUGCCAGCGUUGAUGAUGAGUAUAUUAUUAAUAAUAAUAUUCGUAAGGAUGCUGUACUAGGUGUGUGUCCUGCACAGAAGUUUCAGGUGUCCCGCCUCCUGUUGUAUUUAAACUCUGCCCUCGGCCCCGCCUCUGAUGUCAUGUUAGAGCCAUACCUGCUCUGCUGGGAGGAGCUCAUUAAGUUCAUGGAGGCCCUUGGUCCUCUAGUGAGUUUCUUCACAGGGAAAGUUCAGGAGAAGAUAACUCUGAUUCGCCGGCUGGUGGAGGAGGAAGCUGCUAACUUCAGUUUCCUCACUGCCCCUGACUCUCAGGUUACCCCGAAUCCCCAGUGGCAUGCCUACUCCUCCGUACGUUCCAUGCUGGUGGCAGAGCUGCAGAGAGGCGUAGUCAACUUUGACAGACGGACGGAUUCCGGAAGCCGGACGUUGCUCCGCCUCCACCGGUCGCUGCUGUGGCUGCAGCUGCUGCUGGAGAAAGUGGUGGACGAAGGCCGUAGCUACCGGGGUCGCAGCGACGGGGGCCACAGCCUGGGGGCGCUGUGUGCUGAGGCCUAUGUGCAGGCUUUAGCGCCACACCACCCCUGGCUUCUGCAGCAGGCGGCUCAGCUGGCGUUCAAGGCGAUGCCCAGCAGGGCGGCGCUGCUGCCCAUCGUAUGCGUCCACACGCAGGAGGAGGCAGAGCCGAUAAUCCUGCUCAUCAUCAGCGCCAUCAGAGAAGUUCACCGCAGAACUCAGAGAGAGCUGGAGCAGAGGAGCAUGAUGGACCUGCCGUGAACACAGACACCCACCCCGUCAGUUCUGAGUCCAGUUCUGUAGCCACAGCAGAGCCUGGCAAACUGAUCUGAACCCUGCCCAGAGUUAAAUCACGUUUUGGAUGUUAGACUAAAGUCUUAUUGAGUGACUGUAAAAUCUGUGUAAAUAUGAAACAUCAGCGUUUUUAAAUUAGGGGUUUUAUGGUGCAGUUUGAACUCAUAGAAUUAUCCAUACAGAAAAAUAUGACUCAAUAAGAUAAAAUUACCCAGAAUCCUCAGCUGCUAAAUCUACUCUCGGCUGUGUUCAGUCAGUAAGUCUCUUCAUUCCAGCUUCCGUUCUUCUCAGGAUCCUCACUUUCAGCUCCUCAAAGAACCUGCAGACACGUCUCCAAAGCUUAGUCUGAGAAGCUGGUUGAUGAUCAAACCCAUUCAGUGG
Pygocentrus nattereri (red-bellied piranha) is the source of this 1312-nucleotide messenger RNA. RefSeq names its product ceramide-1-phosphate transfer protein (gene gltpd2a). NCBI's taxonomy places the organism in Eukaryota, Metazoa, Chordata, Actinopteri, Characiformes, Serrasalmidae. Gene Ontology annotation, molecular function: ceramide 1-phosphate binding; ceramide 1-phosphate transfer activity. The transcript has 2 exons. Gene Ontology annotation, biological process: intermembrane lipid transfer; ceramide transport. The annotation marks the transcript as partial. Gene Ontology annotation, cellular component: membrane; cytoplasm; cytosol. The record is from RefSeq and is a predicted model, not a curated record.